CCUAAGAACAGGAGUAAUGUAGGAAGUAUGGUUAGAAGUUAGAAGGAGUGAGAGCUGUGAUUGUAAGAAGACAACUAGUGGUUACAUUUUGAAAGAGCGUUUUUCCUGAACAGCAACAUUAGUUUAGACUUGCAUGACGACGACGUCCCCUUAGGAUCCAAGUAGAAUCGCUAGGCACUUAGAAAGUACUCAAGAAAGGCACUGCGACAGCUUGUAACACGAUUUUGAUUCCCUUUUUAUUUGAACCAGAUAACACGUUUUAAAUGCAACGCUGUUUGAUAUAUGAGAAAACUAUGGCAGCCGAGACGAGGAACGGCGGGAGUUCACUGAACAACAAUAACUGCAAAGACCAUAGCAGGAGAAAGUUACUGGUCGGAGUGGAUCUCUUCUGCUUAUUUUUAGCCGGCCUGCCUUUCUUGGUCAUUGAGACCAGCGCUGUUCAGCCUUACCAUAGAGGGUUUUACUGCGAUGAUGAGUCCAUCAAGUACCCGGCCAAAAAUGGAGACACCAUUAGCGACGGUGUGCUUAGUGCUGCUGGCAUUCUUAUCACCAUCCUCUCUAUCAUCAUUGGGGAGAGCUACAGGAUCUACUUUCUAAACGAGGGAUCCAAGUCUUUUGUAGGGAACCCCUACAUAUCUGCUCUCUACAAGCAGGUGGGCGUGUUCAUCUUUGGCUGCGCCAUCAGCCAAUCCUUCACUGACAUUGCCAAAGUGUCAGUGGGCCGAAUGCGCCCUCACUUCCUCGAUGUGUGCAAACCUGACUUCUCCACUAUCAACUGUUCCCUGGGAUACAUCACUGACUACCAGUGUCAGGGGCCAGAGAGCAAAGUUCAGGAGGCCAGGAAGUCUUUUUUCUCUGGACAUGCAUCGUUCUCCAUGUACACCAUGCUGUACCUGGUGUUUUACCUGCAGUCUCGCUUCACUUGGCAUGGAGCUCGCCUGUUGCGCCCUCUGACCCAGUUCACCCUCAUUAUGAUGUCUUUUUACACCGGCCUGUCCCGUGUCUCUGAUCACAAGCACCACCCAACUGAUGUCCUAGCAGGUUUUGUGCAGGGAGCCCUGGUGGCCUACAUUAUAGUAUUCUUUGUAUCUGAUUUGUUCAAGCCCAAAGGUAGACGUUCUACCCUUUUGCCAACCCCAGUGAAGAAAGAUCUUGUUCCUCCAGCAGACAACAGAGAACGGAGUAACCAUCUCAUAAUGGCAUAAAAAGGCGACUUCAAACUGACUGGGGUGCAUAACCCCGACUGGUGACUUUUUUCAGUCACUGCUGCAACCACUGGUCAUUACUGGAUACAAAUAAACUCCCAACAAUCUGGAUAAUGGAGACAAACUAUGGAAUCUUGAGCCUAAUAGGAUGAGAGAAAGAGGCUAUGGAAAACUGUCAACCAAGUUUUGUUUUCUCAAUGGAAAUGUUCCAUCUUUUUCCUCUCUCACCAGACAUUUUAAUGUGGAAAAGAGAGAGGAAUGGGGAUAUUUCUACCUCUUCUGUUAUGAAGAUUAUUUGAGAUUCUCCUCUGUCAAGGUCUCUCCAUGGACACGCAUCUGAAA
Molecule: messenger RNA, 1547 nt
Organism: Etheostoma cragini (Arkansas darter)
Lineage: Eukaryota; Metazoa; Chordata; Actinopteri; Perciformes; Percidae
Product: phospholipid phosphatase 3-like
Exons: 6
Coding region: 264-1205 (313 amino acids)
Biological process (GO): phospholipid dephosphorylation; canonical Wnt signaling pathway; phospholipid metabolic process
Molecular function (GO): phosphatidate phosphatase activity
Source: RefSeq, a predicted model, not a curated record